Messenger RNA from Galdieria sulphuraria, 1126 nucleotides. RefSeq lists its product as hypothetical. The record is from RefSeq and is a predicted model, not a curated record. The transcript has 2 exons. Bases 71 to 769 code for a protein of 232 amino acids. Lineage: Eukaryota; Rhodophyta; Bangiophyceae; Galdieriales; Galdieriaceae.
AAACUGCAUUCGUUCUUGAACAAAAAGAUUCCGUUCACAUUUGGAUGCUUUGUGGAGAUUCUGUUUGUUGAUGGAAGUUGCUUCUACCCAUUUAUAUCGCUCAGUAGGGUUUAGAAGACUACGUAGAAUAGUCAAUGAAGCGUAUCUAGCUUCGUUAUUAGAAAGCCGUUACCCCUAUUCUCAAAUAGGCGAAGAAUGCAGCUCUCGUGGACUUUCCAUAGAAGACUUUCGUAUGUCUUGGAAAAGUGCCUUUGGUGAAAUUGUGACUAGUCGUGAAAAAUUGGCUGCCUUUGAACCUUUAAGAAAUGUUACGGAGGAAGAGGAGGAAAAGUUUCUUAUGACACUUUCUCUGAAGCGUAAAGGUAGGGUAAUGAGUGAACGUGAGCGCCAGUCCCAACCCUUGGAAGAAAAGAACGAGAACUCUGCCACUUUAACUCGUUUGGGAAAGGAAAGAUUCUGCAAAAUGGAUAAGAGAGUUUGUUCUUUUUUAACGAGUAAUCCAUCUGCGUUGCCAAUGGUUACUGAGAUAGAAUCCCGUAUUUUAGUUUUGUAUCCUAUGGGAGGUUGUCUUAUGCUGGAUAGUGCUUUUGAACUUUUUCUUGCUCAAGGAGUGGCACAAUUCUACGGUUUCAAGUCUCAUAAUAGUGGAACCGAUGAAACGGGUAGACAAGUGUUAUUUUUGGAAAAGUCAAGUUUUGGUAAAAGCAAGACACCAUUAGUAUACCUGACAAAUAUUCUUUCAUCAUCGAUGGAAUCUGCCUUCAGAUGACAUAAUCUUUACUUGGAUAAAUGCAUAUAUAACAAUUUGUACAGUUCUUUGAUAAUAUAUCAUCUCUUGGAUAGACCUGCCGGGAUCCUUGAGAAAGAGUUGUAUGGCCAUGUUUAAGUAUUUUCUUUCAAAGAAAAUAUACAUAAGAUAUAGACAACGCAGAAUGUUUCUUGUAUGAGGUAUUUGAAACAUUCUAUGGUUUGAGAGAAUAUAUUGAUUGCAAACACAUUUACCACCGCAAGUAUUUAACUCGGCUCGGACAACAAGUGUUGCUUUUUAUCCGAAUGACAAAGAUGCUUCCUUUUCAAAAAUAUGAUGAGGCUUGGAAUAUAAGAUAUUAAAAGAGUAAACAAAACA